UCCAGCUCUCACUGAGUCUUCCUAUUGGUGAAGUACUCUCUGUGUUGUCGUGAUCACUCCCCUGGCCCCCAGCAUCCACUGUCAUCAUGGGAGGGGUAGUCCAAAUGCACUUCACCACAGUGGACUACGUCAUCUUUGCCCUACUUUUAGUAGCCUCAACUGGCAUUGGACUCUUCCAUGCUUUCUCCGGUGGACACCAACGCACAACGCAGGAGUUCCUGAUGGCUGAUCGCUCCAUGAGCUGCCUGCCUGUGUCUUUGUCCCUGCUGGCCACUUUCCAGUCGGCUGUGGCCAUCCUUGGUGCUCCAUCUGAGGUGUACACCUUUGGGACUCAGUACUGGUUCCUAGGCUGCUCCUACUUCUUAGGCCUGCUCAUCCCGGCUCAUGUUUUCAUACCAGUUUUCUAUAGACUUCGUCUGUCCAGCGCUUAUGAGUAUCUGGAGCUGCGCUUUAACAAGACGGUUCGCAUAUGUGGGACUGUGACCUUCAUCUUUCAGAUGGUCAUUUAUAUGGGGGUUGUACUGUAUGCCCCGGCAUUGGCACUCAAUGCAGUGACAGGCAUUGACCUAUGGGGGGCAGUACUGGCCAUGGGCUUGGUGUGCACUCUUUAUACUGCUCUGGGCGGUCUGAAGGCUGUAAUCUGGACCGAUGUGUUCCAGACAGUGGUCAUGUUUGCAGGCCAGCUUGCGGUCAUCGUUGUGGGGGCCAAUCAGGCGGGGGGCAUAGCAGAGGUGUGGAGGAAAGCGACCAAUGGCAGUCGCAUUGCUGGUCUGGAGUGAGUAGUCUGUG
Messenger RNA from Notothenia coriiceps (black rockcod), 789 nucleotides. RefSeq names its product sodium-dependent multivitamin transporter. NCBI's taxonomy places the organism in Eukaryota, Metazoa, Chordata, Actinopteri, Perciformes, Nototheniidae. Bases 87 to 779 code for a protein of 230 amino acids. The transcript has 6 exons. The record is from RefSeq and is a predicted model, not a curated record. Gene Ontology annotation, molecular function: symporter activity. Gene Ontology annotation, cellular component: membrane. Gene Ontology annotation, biological process: sodium ion transport; transmembrane transport.